This is a messenger RNA of Soboliphyme baturini, 1269 nucleotides long. The record is from the annotation of a GenBank genome assembly. NCBI's taxonomy places the organism in Eukaryota, Metazoa, Nematoda, Enoplea, Dioctophymatida, Soboliphymatidae.
AUGAGUUUCGAAGAUGUUCUGUGGUAUGCGCGCCAGAAAUCGAUCGCGAUCUGGCUGGACGCUUUGGUGGACAGCGAAUCGGCUGACCCCGUCAAUGGCGACCACCUGUGGAUACCUCUGUGCAGCUGGAGUCUGACGAGGAGCUGUCAGCGUCGAACCGACCGGAAGCCGGUGAUGGAAAUGGCUGCGUUGGCGCCCGGUCUGCGGAAAGCGCAGCCGGCCGGCCGAACGGACGGACGGACGGACGGACAGAAAUUUCAGUCCAAUCAAUCGCCUCCGGUUUUUGCCAUUGGAACGGAAUUUCUAACUCGCUUUCAGGUACGUCGUCGACGGAAAAUGACACACUCCAAGCGACACUUUCCUUGGUUCACACCAACGCUAGUCAUGGGAAACCUGCGUCGAGAACGGUGGUUCUCGCUGACCGCCAUAUGGCCAGUGGUUAUAUUGUUAGUGAGUAAUCCGAUAUACCGAGCCGGCGAUGUCGAGGGUUGCAACUUCGACUAUGACCCUGAGUCUAAAUGGCGCUCCUGUGAGUGCCAACGAUUGACGGUGAACGCCAUAGAGGUGCUGUGUCAGUAUAAAUCGUGGAUGACGGUACCGUCGCUUCCGACCGGUGUGUUUUCCCAGUAUCAGAUCAACUCGCUGAGCAUCGUUCACGGCAGCCUGGUAUUUCUCAGUUACGACGCGUUCGACGGCCAUGACAUCCGGCUGCUGGACCUGAGCUACAAUCAGAUCGACUCGAUCAACUUCAACGCUUUCCGAGGUCUCGAGGACUGCCUCUACCAACUGUUACUCAACCACAACUCCCUCUCGCGUAUCCCUGUCAAACAGAUAGCCGAGCUGCGCCAACUGCAGCAUCUCCACCUGCGCUACAACCGCCUAGACACCGUCGAGCCGCAUGCCUUCCAAGCUGACCGACUGAUCAACCUCCGUUUCCUGUAUCUGGACUACAAUCAGCUGCAGAUGAUCCCCUCCGGAGCCUUUUCGCACUUACCGUUGCAACUGCUGACGCUGAAUAACAAUCGAAUCGAACACAUCGAGCCCGGAUCCCUGCCUGUCUCUCUAUGGUACGUGUUUCUUUUCAUUUUGGGAGCACUAGCGUUUUGCGAAGUGGUUUUUGUUUCAUCUCAAGCAGAACCAUUCCAUGAUUCACUCUUCGUCGGUACGUGCUCCUCGUUCAGAAGAGCUAAUGAAAUGCGGUUGUUGACCGACACGAUUCAGGAUGGGCCUUCGUGCUCUCGGUUGGCUUUCGCGGCAGAUGCCGAAUGA